Molecule: messenger RNA, 636 nt
Organism: Penicillium canariense
Lineage: Eukaryota; Fungi; Ascomycota; Eurotiomycetes; Eurotiales; Aspergillaceae
Product: GLTP domain-containing protein
Exons: 4
Coding region: 1-636 (211 amino acids)
Biological process (GO): intermembrane lipid transfer; ceramide transport
Cellular component (GO): cytoplasm; membrane; cytosol
Molecular function (GO): ceramide 1-phosphate transfer activity; ceramide 1-phosphate binding
Source: RefSeq, a predicted model, not a curated record
AUGGCUCGCACUAACGAAGUCCACGCCCCCGGCACCUGGUUCAGCAACAUUGAGAGAUCCUUCGAGGAGGUACCAAUCGAUGCCGCGAAUGGCAACGCUAUCUCUACCGCUGAGUUUCUCGAGGCCGCGGGGGCCUUGGUCACUUUGUUUGACGUGAUUGGCGGCGUGGGCUUGGCUGCAGUCAAGAAGGAUUUAUCUGGAAACAUUGAGAAAGUCCGAGAGAGGUAUAACAAAGCCCCUGCUGAGUCCCAGACUCUGCAGGACCUCGUGCGAAAUGAGCUCAAGUCUAAAGAGCACAAGGCUACUGAAGGUCUGCUGUGGCUGGUUCGUGGCCUGCAAUUCACUGCUGCGUCGCUCCGCCUGAGCAUCAACAACCCGUCAGAAGAACUCAAUGCGUCCUUUUUGGGAGCCUACAAAACGGACGGUGGUCUCAGCACUCACCACGGCUAUCUGAUCCGGAAGGGCACCGAGCUCGCCAUUAAACAAGGUGUGCCUUAUCGGAAGGACUUCUACGCGAAGCUGGGCAAUGACCAGUCCGAGGUCACCGCUGCCCUGGACAGGGAAGUCAAGGCUUUAGAGAACGUGGUGGACAUCCUGCUGAAGUUCCAGGCCACGCCCGAGGCCCAGUGGAAGUAA